AUGCCGUCGAAGUUAUUUGUUGGCAAUCUACCCGAUAAUGUAGACUCCAACAAGCUGAAGCAGGUCUUUCAACCGUUCUGUAAAGUAACCGAAUGUGAUAUAGUGAAAAAUUAUGCAUUCGUUCAUAUCGAAGAGGACGAUGUGGACUCAAUUAUUACUCGUUUGACUGGCUACACGAUCGAAGGAAAAGUUGUUAACAUUAAAAAAUCUACUUCAAAACUUCGUCCAACGCCCGGCAUGCCUAAUCGGUGCUUUAGAUGCCAAUCAGAUGAUCACCGUACACCCAAUGUCCACAAGAUCCGUCAAAUAGUUGGUAUCAUUAAAAUCGACUUGACAGCAGGCGGUGGUGGACUAAAACGACCAGCUGUCGAACCAAUUCUCGAUAUGUCGAAAAGAAUGGCUUUUGCUCCUCAAGCUGUUGUUGAGCCUGAAGUUCCAAGACCAAUGGACCCAGAUCUCCAAGCGUUGUACCAAGAGUAUCAACUGUCUCGACAGCGUUACGUAUACUACCGCGACCGUCUUCUCAAAGAAAUGGAAGUAAACAACACGGAUCAACAGCUGGUUUCGCUCUCUCAUCCACCUCGACCAUCCCCGCUUUCCGCCGCUCCAGUCUCCUAUCAACCAGCUGCUCCGCCGUCUUUAUCUGCUGUCAACGCUCCUUACGCUGCACCUUCCAAUUUGAGGGCUCCAUAUGCUCUUCAAUCCGCUCCAUACGCUUCGGCCAUGCCACCAGCGGCACCGUACGGAUCCGUGAAUCCUCCGCAGUCCAGUGGAGUGAUGACUACCCAACAGUACUUGCAACAAAUGCAGCAGCAACACACUGGUUCCCCUGCUCCGGUCCCUGCUCCAGCCAGAUAUUAG
Caenorhabditis briggsae is the source of this 861-nucleotide messenger RNA. It is a transcript of the gene Cbr-rnp-1, whose product is annotated as Protein CBR-RNP-1. The coding region runs from base 1 to 861 and encodes 286 amino acids. Lineage: Eukaryota; Metazoa; Nematoda; Chromadorea; Rhabditida; Rhabditidae. Gene Ontology annotation, molecular function: mRNA binding. The record is from RefSeq and is a predicted model, not a curated record. Gene Ontology annotation, cellular component: cytosol. The transcript is spliced from 8 exons.